This is a messenger RNA of Colletotrichum graminicola M1.001, 384 nucleotides long. RefSeq lists its product as uncharacterized. Lineage: Eukaryota; Fungi; Ascomycota; Sordariomycetes; Glomerellales; Glomerellaceae. The record is from RefSeq and is a predicted model, not a curated record. The transcript has 2 exons. Gene Ontology annotation, biological process: peptidyl-glutamine methylation; tRNA methylation; rRNA (guanine-N7)-methylation. Gene Ontology annotation, molecular function: protein heterodimerization activity. Bases 1 to 384 code for a protein of 127 amino acids.
AUGAAGAUUCUUAGCCUAAACUUCCUGACCUGCGCGGUCAAGACUUGCAAAUCCUCGGCGGCCUCGUUUCCCCUACACCCCAAGGACGCGGAGCUGGUGCAGGACGACAUCGAGGUCAACCCCCAGCUCCUGCUCAACGUCCUGCCCCGCUUAGACUGGGCCGCCCUGCGAACGAACGCGACCGAGUUGGGCUUCCCCGAACUCCCCUCCGAGCCCCCCUCGGCGGAGCAGCUCGAGGGUGACGAUAAGAUGCUCAAGGACCUGCACCACCUGCUCAUGGAGACGCAGAUCAUGGAGGGCAAGCUCGUCUGCGGCGAGUGCGGGCACGAGUACGCCAUCCGCGAGGGUAUCGCCAACUUCCUGCUGCCGAGCCAUCUGGUCUAG